AUGAACUGGGCAGAGGCUACAAGAUUUUCUCCAAUAGCUGACUCAAUGCCUAUAAAUAGGCUUGAUAAGCUAAGAAAUUAUUUACAUGUGAUUGACGACACUAAAAUGAAACAAAGAGAGGACCCUGAUUAUGACAAGCUGUUCAAGGUGAGACCAUUUGUUGACAAAAUCAAACAAGGUUUUUCAAUUAUUGAACCUCAGGAAUAUCAUUCAGUGGAUGAAUUAAUCAUUCCUUUCAAAGGUCAUUCAUCCCUGAAACAGUAUGUAAAAAGCAUACCACACAAGUGGGGUAUCAAAGUUUUUGCUCAUGCUGGUUCUAGUGGAAUUGUGUACGAUUUUGAAAUAUACCGAGGGAAAGGAACUGUACAUAAUGAUACUGGUCUUGGUAUAAGUGGUGAUAUUGUGAUGAGGCUUGUGGAAGGACUGCCAAAAUAUAAAAAUUUCAAAGUGUUUACAGACAAUUGGUUCACCUCUUACAAUCUUAUUUCUGCCCUGAAAAACUAUGGCAUUUUGGCUGUUGGAACUGUUAGAUCCACAAGACUUCAAGACUGCAAUCUAAAAGCAGACAGUGAACUGAAAAAGCAGGGACGAGGAUCAUACGAUUAUCGAACUGAAACAGAAAGGAACAUCAUAGCGCUGAAGUGGUAUGAUAACAAGUCUGUCGUUCUUGCAUCAUCAUACAAAGGAGUAAGUCCAGUAGAACCAGUGAAACGUUGGUCAGUGGGAGAACGAAAAUAUAUUGAUGUUCCAAGGCCAGACAUUGUUAGAGAAUAUAACCGUUCGAUGGGAGGAGUUGAUCUGUACGACAUGCUGGUUGCUUUGUAUAGGAGUAAUAUUGAUGUGAAAAGAUUUUAUCUAAGGAUCGUAUUCCACCUUCUUGACAUGUGUGUUGUGAAUGCGUGGCUCAUAUACCGCCGACAUUGCGGACAAAGAGGAAUUACCAAACACAUGUUUCUGUUGAUUUUUCGGUCUGAUGUAGCUCAUGGACUACUAAAAGCGGGAGACAUUUUGGUAAGAAGACGAGGACGGCCAUCAGAUGACAGUCCAUCGCCUACAGUUGUGAAGAAACGAGCCCCAUUGGUUCCCAGCCCAGUUGAUGAUGUAAGUAAGGUAUGA
Schistocerca nitens (vagrant locust) is the source of this 1116-nucleotide messenger RNA. Its product is annotated as piggyBac transposable element-derived protein 2-like. The record is from RefSeq and is a predicted model, not a curated record. The transcript has a single exon. NCBI's taxonomy places the organism in Eukaryota, Metazoa, Arthropoda, Insecta, Orthoptera, Acrididae. The coding region runs from base 1 to 1116 and encodes 371 amino acids.